This is a messenger RNA of Acanthopagrus latus (yellowfin seabream), 6403 nucleotides long. RefSeq names its product myosin VB (gene myo5b). The record is from RefSeq and is a predicted model, not a curated record. Gene Ontology annotation, biological process: actin filament organization; vesicle transport along actin filament. Gene Ontology annotation, cellular component: vesicle; actin cytoskeleton; cytoplasm. Bases 410 to 5947 code for a protein of 1845 amino acids. Gene Ontology annotation, molecular function: ATP binding; microfilament motor activity; actin filament binding. NCBI's taxonomy places the organism in Eukaryota, Metazoa, Chordata, Actinopteri, Spariformes, Sparidae. The transcript is spliced from 38 exons.
AUGUUGACAACCUGUGGUGUGUGUUGCAGUGCCCUGAUGAUCCAGUUGGUGUGUGUGAGUGUGUGUGUGUACAGUAGAUCACACAGUGUCGUCAGGAAGUAGUUCCUGUGUGUUGUCGCUGGAUUCACGGAUCAUUUCACGUCUUUUCUCUCCGUCCAAUCACUGAAACAACUCACACACACACGCACACCUGCCGGUACCGGGAGCCGCUCAGCACGGAGCACGCGGACCGAACCUGCACCUGUCCGGACCGGAGACAUGCGGACUGGGAGCUGUCCGCCGCUCACCUGCUGUACAUGAACAAACUUCCGGAUUGAAGGUUUUUAAUGGACUCUUGAUGGGAACAACCGGACCCGACCCGACCCGACCGUCGUAGUUUGGUGGUUCAGGAGGGAAGUCGAUCCGAACCAUGUCUGUGAACGAGCUGUACACAAAGUACACUCGGGUCUGGAUCCCCGACCCGGACGAUGUGUGGAAGGCUGCAGAGAUCACCAGAGACUACAAGGAGGGAGAAGCUGUUCUCCACCUGAAGCUGGAGGAUGAGACGCCUCUGGAGUACCCUGUGGGUCCGAAGAGUAACCCUCUUCCCUUCCUGCGUAACCCCGACAUCCUGGUCGGGGAGAACGACCUCACCGCUCUCAGUUACCUGCACGAACCCGCCGUCCUGCACAACCUGCGAGUCCGCUUCCUGGAGUCCAACCACAUCUACACCUACUGCGGGAUCGUGCUGGUCGCCAUCAACCCGUACGAGCAGCUGCAGAUUUAUGGCGAGGAGGUCAUCAACGCCUACAGCGGGCAGAACAUGGGCGACAUGGACCCUCACAUCUUCGCUGUGGCUGAAGAGGCGUACAAACAGAUGGCCAGAGAUGAGCGGAACCAGUCCAUCAUCGUGAGCGGAGAAUCCGGAGCAGGAAAGACGGUUUCUGCCAAGUACGCCAUGCGUUUCUUUGCCACCGUCGGCGGCUCGGCCAACGACACCAACGUGGAGGAGAAAGUCCUCGCCUCCAGUCCCAUCAUGGAGGCCAUCGGAAACGCUAAAACCACUCGGAACGACAACAGCAGUCGCUUUGGAAAGUACAUACAGAUCGGUUUCAGCCGACGGUACCACAUCAUCGGAGCCAACAUGAGGACGUACCUGCUGGAGAAGUCCCGCGUGGUUUUUCAGGCGGAGGACGAGAGGAAUUAUCACAUCUUCUACCAGCUGUGUGCUUCAGCCAGUCUACCAGAGUUCAGAGAGCUCGGCCUCACCAGCGCAGAAGAUUUCACCUUCACGUCUCUGGGUGAGAACAUCUUCAUCGAGGGAGUGAACGACGCCGACGACUUCAUAAAGACCAGAGAGGCCUUCACGCUGCUGGGUAUAAAGGAGAGCAGUCAGAGCAGCAUUUUUAAGGUCAUCGCCUCCAUCCUUCACCUGGGCAACGUCGAGAUUUGCUCGGAGCGAGACGGAGAAUCCUGUCACAUCUCAAGGGACGACGUCCACCUGCAGCACUUCUGCCGGCUGCUGGGGGUGGAGCUGCAGCAGAUGGAGCACUGGCUCUGUCACAGGAAGUUGGCCACCACGUCCGAGACGUACGUGAAGAACAUGUCCAGCAAACAGGCGAGCAACGCCCGCGACGCGCUCGCCAAACACAUCUACGCACGCAUGUUCGACUGGAUCGUGGAGCACAUCAACAUGUCUCUGCAGACGUCGUCCAAACAGCACUCGUUCAUCGGAGUCCUGGACAUCUACGGGUUCGAGACGUUUGAGGUGAACAGUUUUGAGCAGUUCUGCAUCAACUACGCCAACGAGAAGCUUCAGCAGCAGUUCAACUCUCACGUGUUCAAACUGGAGCAGGAGGAGUACAUGAAGGAGCAGAUCCCCUGGACGCUCAUAGACUUCUACGACAACCAGCCCUGCAUCGACCUGAUCGAGGCUAAACUCGGCAUCCUCGACCUGCUCGAUGAGGAGUGUAAGGUGCCAAAGGGAACGGAUCAGAACUGGGCUCAGAAGCUCUACAAGCAGCACUCGAGCAGCGCUCACUUCCAGAAACCUCGCAUGUCCAACGUCUCCUUCAUCAUCAUUCACUUCGCCGACAAGGUGGAGUAUCAGUGUGAAGGCUUCCUGGAGAAGAACCGAGACACCGUCUACGAGGAGCAGAUCAACAUCCUGAAAGCCAGCCAGUUCCAGCUGGUGGCAGAUCUGUUUCACGACAAAGACGGCGUCUCCUCCUCGAAGUCGUCCAGAGUGAACGUGCGAGCGGCCAAGCCGACUCCCAAAACUCCCAACAGAGAGCACAGGAAGACGGUGGGACACCAGUUCCGCUCUUCUCUUCAUCUGCUCAUGGAGACUCUGAACGCCACCACGCCUCAUUAUGUCCGCUGCAUCAAACCCAACGAUGUCAAGGAGGCCUUCUCGUUCGACUCCAGCCGAGCGGUGCAGCAGCUCCGAGCCUGCGGAGUCCUGGAGACCAUCCGGAUCAGUGCCGCAGGGUACCCGUCCAGGUGGACGUACCCAGAUUUCUUCAGCAGGUAUCGAGUGUUGCUGAAGAAGUCGGACAUGAUGUCAGCAGACAAGAAGCUGGUGUGCAGAAACCUGCUGGAGACUCUGAUCAAGGAGCCGGAUAUGUACCAGUUCGGAAAGACAAAGAUCUUCUUCCGGGCGGGUCAGGUGGCGUACCUGGAGAAGAUCCGGGCCGAUAAGUUCCGCUCGGCCUGCAUCAAGAUCCAGAAGACGGUUCGAGGUUGGCUGCAGAGAGUUCGAUACCGAAAGAUCCGGAAGUCUGCCAUCACUCUGCAGAGAUACGGCCGAGGAUACCUGGCCCGCAGAUACGCUGAGUUCCUGCGUCUGAGCCGAGCCGCCCUCAUCUGUCAGAAGCAGUACCGUAUGGUGAGAGAUCGACGGGCCUUUCUGAGAGUGAGACAGGCUGUGGUCACCAUCCAGGCGUACACCAGAGGGAUGUUCACCCGCAGGAUCUACUGGGAGUUCCUCAUGCACCACAAGGCCAUGAUCAUCCAGAAGAGCGUGCGCGGCUGGCUGCAGAGGAAGAAGUUCAGACGAGCGCGGGCCGCCGCCAUCAUCAUCCAGUGUGCGUACAGACGCAGGCUCGCCAAGCGGCAGCUGCAGCAGCUGAAGAUCGAAGCUCGCUCUGCCCAGCACCUGAAGAAGCUCAACACGGGCAUGGAGAACAAGAUCGUCCAGCUGCAGAGGAAGAUGGACGACCAGUCCAAAGAGUUGAAGUCUCAGAACGAGCAGCUGCAGCAGGUGAACAUCACUCUGGGCUCGGAGGUGAACAAGCUGCAGAAGCAGCUGGAGCAGGCUCGCAGUCAGCAGGCUGGAGGAGGCCAGCUGACGUCACUGCAGGAGGAGCUGGACAGGCUGAGAGAGGAGCUGCAGGAGGCGCUGGCCCACAACAAGAAGCUGGAGGAGGAGCACGGCACGGAGAAACAGUCGCUGCAACAGAGGGUGGAGGAGCUGCAGAGGGAAAACUCUCUGCUGAAGACGGAGAAGGAGGAGAUGAACCAGAUCAUUGCUCAGCUCUCAAAGAGCUCUGAAGUAGACGGCAGCAGUGUGUCUCAGAAGGAGGCGACUCUGCAGAAGGAGCUGGAUCAGGAGAGGCAGCGGUACCAGAAUCUGCUCAAAGAGUUCUCCAGACUGGAGCAGAGAUACGACAACCUGAAGGAGGAGGUGUCACUGAACAAGUUCCACCCCGGCCACAGGAGGAACCCGUCCAACGUGAGCAGCCUGGAGUCGGACUCUAACUACCCGUCCAUCUCCACCUCAGAGGUGGGAGACACCGAGGACUCCAUCCAGCUGGUGGAGGAGAUGGGAGUGGAGAAGGCUGCGAUGGACAUCAGUCUGUUCAUGAAGCUGCAGAAGAGAGUGCGAGAGCUGGAGACGGAGAGGAAGAGGCUGCAGACCAGCGUGGACAAGAUGGAGGAGCUCGCCAAGCGCAAGGGCUCUGAGUCGAGGAGUCCCACCUCAGAGACGGAGACUGCAGAUCUGGCCUACGACAGCCUGAAGAGACAGGAGCUGGAAACAGAGAACAAGAAGCUGAAGAACGACCUGAACGAGCUGAGGAAGACGAUCUCUGAGCGCGCGUCUCAGAACAAUUCAUCCAAUGAGCUGCAGGACGGCUACAACCUGCUGCUCAGCCAGCUGAAAGCAGCCACUGAGGAGCUGGAUGCUCGCAAGGAGGAAGUCCUGAUUCUGAGGACGCAGAUCGUCAGCACCGCUGAGCAACAGGGGAAGAACAAUCACAUCGAGAGCGAGAACGUUCCUGAGCUGAACAGCAAAGAGCCCAUCGACAAAGAGGAGGCGGCCAAAGAUUAUCACGGACUGACCGAGUCCAAAAAGCUGCUGGAGGCUCAGCUGCAGACUCAGUCCAGGCAGCACAAAGAUGAACUGGAGGCUCUCCACACUCAGAUCGAGCUGCUGAGAGACGACAUCGAGAAGAAGCAGGAGAUCCUGAACUACAUGUCGUCUCUGUCUCCGGAGGCGAAGGUGGAGUACAGCGUCCAGCAGGAGAUCACAAGGCUCACCAACGACAACCUGGACCUCAAGGAGCUGGUGGAGAAACUGGAGAAGAACGAGAGGAAGCUGAAGAAGCAGCUCCGGAUCUACAUGAAGAAAGUGCAGGAGUUAGAAGCUUCGAUGGCAGCAGCUCAGUCCAGCAGGUCCAAACCGGAGCUGAUCCGGCAGGUCACCGUCCAGAGGAAGGAGAAGGACUUCGAGGGGAUGCUGGAGUACAACAAGGAGGACGAAGCCCUGCUGCUCAAAACUCUGAUCACAGACAUGAGGCCCAGCUUGGUUUCCGCCACUGUUCCCUGUCUGCCUGCUUACAUCCUCUUCAUGUGCAUCCGUCACGCCGACUACAUCAACGACGACCAGAAGGUGGAGGCUCUGCUCACCUCCACCAUCAACUCCAUCAAGAAGGUCCUCAAGGUGAGCGUCCGCCACACGUCCACCUGUCUCACUAUUAACACGCGUCCUCUCAUUAAAGACGCUUGUUCGUGUCGUCUGCAGAAGAACAACGAUGACUUUGAAAUGACGUCCUUCUGGCUGGCCAACACCAGCCGCCUGCUGCACUGUCUGAAGCAGUACAGCGGAGACGAGGCCUUCAUGACGCAGAACACGAGCAAACAGAACGAGCACUGUCUGAAGAACUUCGACCUGGCAGAGUACCGACAGGUGCUCAGUGACCUCUCCAUCCAGAUCUACCAGCAGCUCAUUAAGGUGGCCGAGGGCAUCAUCCAGCCAAUGAUCGUGUCGGCCAUGUUGGAGAGUGAGAGCAUCCCCAGCCUGGCGGGGGUCAAGCCGAUGGGCUACAGGAACCGUUCGUCCAGCAUGGACACCGACGCCGGCGGGCCCAGCAGCUACACUCUGGAGGCCUUGAUCCGACAACUGGGACAGUUCCACGGGAUCAUGAGGGAUCAUGGCCUGGACCCCGAGAUCGCGGGUCAGGUGGUCCGACAGCUCUUCCACUGCAUCAACGCCACCACCCUCAACAACCUGCUGCUGCGCAAAGACGUGUGCUCGUGGAGCACCGGCAUGCAGCUCAGGUACAACACCAGUCAGAUGGAGGAGUGGCUCAGAGCAAACAACCUGUAUCAGAGUAACGCUGCUGCCACUCUGGAGCCGAUCAUCCAGGCCGCUCAGCUGCUGCAGGUCAAGAAGAAGACGACUCAGGACGCAGAGGCCAUCUGCUCACUGUGCACCAGCCUGACCACACAGCAGAUUGUGAAGAUCUUGAACUUGUACACUCCUCUGAAUGAGUUUGAAGAGAGAGUCACUGUGUCGUUCAUCAGGACCAUUCAGAACUCUCUCCAGGACAGAAACGAUCCUCCUCAGCUCCUCCUGGACACCAAGCAGACGUUCCCCGUCCUCUUCCCGUACACGCCGUCGGCUCUCAGCCUGGAGACGCUGCACAUUCCUGCCUCCCUCGACCUCAACUUCCUCAUCAGAGUCUGAUGAUCUGAGAGGACGUGGCUUUAAAUCCAGGACGAGCUGAGAACAGUCUGAGCAGACGGACAGAAUCACAUCCACCAGCCUGCUGCCAAAGUGUCUUUGUCUUCUUCUGUCACAGAAACUUUCUCCUGAAUAUAUUUAGAGACCUGAAGAGACGGCAGAAAGGAUCAGAUCCAGUCUGUUGCUCUCCUCCACUGUCUUCUUCUUCUUCUUCUUCCUCUUUUCUAUCUUGUUCUUUCUCCAGCCCACUCACAGUAAACAUGAUGUUACAGUAAGUCUGGACAGAGUGAAGACAGGCGAGCGGUCAUGUGACAGACAGAAGUAAACAGGAAGUGUCCUGCAGGAUGAAGACGGUCAGUGAGACGUUUCAGUAAAGAUGAGAAAGGACGAACAGGAACAACUACAGCUCAGCAAUGUUUAAUGACAACAAAUAAAAGCGUUGACACAUCGGUAUGAAGA